AGGCAAACUCAGGGCUGGGCUGAGCUGACCCCUCCCAGAGCCCUGGGCAAACGGGGUGGGAGAGAGGUGGUAACCUCGGAGGAGGAAAAGAGGGGAACUGGAGGAGGAGGAGGAAGAGAAGGAGCAGGAGACGAGGACCGACGGGAGAAAACAGAGGCAACAUGUUAGGAACCAAAUUUUGGGACCGUUUCAUCCGGCAAAUCAAGAGAAACCCCGGACUUAUCCCGCUAAUCAGCUUCAUUGGCCUGGGGAUGGGCAGCGCUGCACUUUACCUGCUUAGACUCGCCUUACGGAGCCCCGACGUCAGCUGGGACAGAAAAAAUAACCCAGAACCUUGGAAUCGCCUGAGCCCCAAUGACCAGUACAAGUUCCUCGCAGUUUCCAUGGAUUACAAGAAACUGAAGAAGGACCGGCCGGAUUUCUGAAGUGGGGGCCUCCAGGAGGGUGUAUGUGUGUGUGUUGGGGGGGGGGAGUUCUCGCAGUGGGGCUGAGGGCCAGUGUCGGUGACCGCGUGGGGCUGGGCUGAGGGGUGAGGGGCAGCAGACUGAGUCUCCAUGCCAAUAAACACCGUCAUGAAAGUCCGAGGUCUGAGAACAGGGGGGAGGGGAGGGAGGCUUCAAUGUUUGGCUUCUUCCUGCCUGGGCCUGGCUCCUCCAGAUAAUCGGGAGCACUUCGCAGUGCUCCUGACUGCUACAGCCCUGGGUUCCCACGCUCUGGAGGGACCGGCCUUCCCACCCCCGAUGUCCCGAACAGCGGAAGCACCUCUGACACCGUCCAAAUCCCCAGGCGGUUUCUGAGGCUGGAAUCGGAGAUCAAGAGACCGAAAUACACCCAGCCUUGGGCCCGAGGGCAGAGCGCGGUUCGGGAGAGGCACCGGGCCAGGAGCCUGCGUGUCAGACGUGCACCAGAGGCCCGCGCUGGCUCUGCUGCUUCCCUGGGCACGAGCCCACGGGGCGGGCCCGGCCGCCGCUUCAGCCCCACCCUCAGCAGGACAGGCAGUACGUGCCAUCCCGCCUGCCCUCUCCGAGCUGGCCAAGGAGCGCCGAGAAUCGCUCUGUCCCUGCCGUCUUGCCCCGGGUCUAGAGCCCCACAGCUUCUGCCAGCAUCUUCCCGCCCCACCCUCACUUCAGGCCUCCCAAGUGGAGGCCCCAGGGACGGCUCCGGCGGCUCCUCCUCUUCCACUCCCGCUCCCCUCCCCUCCCCCAAACCCCAAUCUCGGGGGAUCAAGCAGAGGCAGCCGUGGGCAAAAUACAAUUUCAUUUAACAAAUUGAAUUUGCUGCGCCUGCUAAUCACGUCUGGUGUCGGCACUGAUCAGUCAGAGGGAGGCAGCCUAAGCCCCGUGGCCCCACGACCCCAGGGAGGGAAUACAGAAUGGGAGGAGGAGGAGGAACACGAGUCAUCCUGUUCCCCGUCUUUUCCUGCUCCCCCUCAACUGAAAAACAGAUGACAGUUGCAGCAUUUUUAUUAGAUAAAAAAAAAAGGUCUAACUCUGAGUCCCUUUCCCCAUCCAAA
Messenger RNA from Sarcophilus harrisii (Tasmanian devil), 1513 nucleotides. It is a transcript of the gene COXFA4L2, whose product is annotated as NDUFA4 mitochondrial complex associated like 2. The transcript is spliced from 4 exons. The record is from RefSeq and is a predicted model, not a curated record. NCBI's taxonomy places the organism in Eukaryota, Metazoa, Chordata, Mammalia, Dasyuromorphia, Dasyuridae. The coding region runs from base 162 to 425 and encodes 87 amino acids.